UUUCUGUUUUCUUAUCUCUUGCCCUUCUGGAAAUCUCCGUUCUCUUUGGUUUUCUGGGUUCAACUUCAAACUAACGGUAUAUAUCUUCAAAAAUCUGUUCUUUUUCAAAUUCUUCCCCCAACUUUGCAUCAACCAUGGUUCUUUUAGUUUACCUAGUGGUGUUCUUAGCCUUCACUGGUCAUUCAAGUGCUACCUACUGUUUGUGCAAAGAUGGAGUGAGUGAGCAAAUGCUUCAGAAAGCACUGGAUUAUGCUUGUGGAGCAGGAGCUGAUUGUUCUCCGAUUAAUCAGAACGGUCCUUGUUUUAAUCCCAAUACAGUGAAAGAUCACUGUAAUUAUGCAGUCAAUAGUUAUUUCCAGAAGAAAGGUCAAGCUCAAGGGAGCUGUGAUUUUUCUGGCACUGCUUCUGUUAGUUCAAAUCCUCCUCCAAAUGUGCCUUCUUCUUGCAGUUUCCCUUCCAGUGGAUCAAGUUCUACUCCGACGACCGAACUCCGACGACCGAACUCCGACGACCGGAACUCCGACAACACCGACCAAUGGUGUUCCUUCGACAACGCCGACCAUGGGGACUCCAACAACACCGACAACCGGAACAACCAGCGGGAUCCCUUCAACAACCCCUACCACUGGGACAAACACCGGGACACCGGUGUUCGGAGGCGGAACCACCUCGCUUGGUCCGUCGGGGACAACCACGGGCAUCACCGAUCCAAAUCGUGCUGCAUCUGUCUUCACCGCCAACAUUGCCUUCACUUUGGCCAUCAGCCUUUGGGUUCUUCUUCAUCUUGUUAAUUAAUUAAUCAAAAUCAAUGCAUGUAGGGAAAUCAUUUGGUAGAGAGCCAAAAGAACAUGAGAGAUUAAAUUCAUGUAUGCAUGUAUGUAGUGAUCAUUUUAGCUUUUGUUUUUCAUGUCUUGGCCAUGUGCAAAAAGAUUGGAAUUUGAUUCCAUUUUCAGUGCU
Hibiscus syriacus is the source of this 957-nucleotide messenger RNA. RefSeq names its product PLASMODESMATA CALLOSE-BINDING PROTEIN 3-like. The transcript is spliced from 4 exons. Bases 135 to 791 code for a protein of 218 amino acids. The record is from RefSeq and is a predicted model, not a curated record. Lineage: Eukaryota; Viridiplantae; Streptophyta; Magnoliopsida; Malvales; Malvaceae.